AUGUCAAUUUCAGAAAUAUCAGCAGACUGUUCGAUAGAAUAUCAAAUGAAUGAUAUUUUUUAAGAGAAAUCUAAAAUCACUUACGAUGAUGAAAAUUAGCUUGUCACAAUGAGCUAUUGGGGUGAAGGAGCAGCAGGUGUUGUAGAAUUUGUUAACACGCUAAAUAAAUUUAAGGAACUUAAUAAAUUGACCAUGAGAAUAGAAGGAGAUAACAAAAUUGGAUCUAAUGGAUGUAAAACAAUCACAGAAGGAAUCAAACAAUGUGAAAAUCUUACGUCUCUCUCACUUUAUAUUGGACAUGCAAACAAUAUUGGAAAAGAUGGAGCCAAGGAGUUGGCAAAUGGAAUUGCAUAUUGUAAAGACCUUAUUGAAUUCUACUUGACCAUAGAUAGUAAAAAUGAUAUGUCACAAGAUGGCGUUAGGGACUUAAUGAAUGGAAUAUCUUAAUUGCAAAAUUUAGAAGUUUUAGACCUUCAUUUCGGAGUAUUUAAUUGUUUUGGUGUAUAAGGUUCAUAGUCACUUUGUAACGCUCUACAAAGUCUAUAAAAGCUGAAAUAGCUUUCAUUAUAUUUCGAUAGUCUUAAUAACAUUGGGAGUGAAGGAAUGAAAUACAUAGGAGAGGGAAUAAAGAGCUGUAAACUUAUCAAAAGACUUAACAUCCGGGUUUUUGGAAAUUAAAUUGGACCUUAAGGAACAAAAUAUCUUGCUGAUGGAAUUAAAAAUUGUCCUAUAUUAGUUCAGUUAACGUUAUAGAUCGGAUAUGAUAACAAAAUAGGUUAAGAGGGAGCUAUGGCAAUUGGAGAUUGCCUAGGUAGCUUGUUUAAAUUAUAAUAACUAAAGCUGAACAUUGAAAGGUGUAAUCAAAUUCAUUCAUAUGGAGCAGUUGCAAUAGGUAAUGGACUCUAAAAUUGCAAAAAUUUAAAGCACCUUUCUUUUACCAUUGGUUGCUUGAAUAACAUUGGGGAAGAAGGAGCUUUAGGAAUAGGACAUGGGAUUUUUAAUUUAACAAAAUUGAAGACAUUAGAAUUCCUGAUCGAAUACAAUAAUAUUGGGGAAAAAGGAGCUGUUGGAUUAGGAAAAGGAUUAGAAACCCUAAUCAAUCUCUAAAAAUUAGAAUUCACAAUUGGAUAUAGUAACUAUAUUGGGAAUGAAGGAAGCAAAUCAAUAGGGAAUGCAAUUAAAAAAAUGGAUUCACUAAAAAUCCUUAAGUUUAACAUAUUUGGUGAUAAUAGCAUAGAUUAAGAUGGUGUAAAUGAACUCGUAAAUAGUUUUGGGUUUUGUAAAAAUCUAUAGACUUUAUGCUGCAUGAUCUAGGCAGAUAAAGCUACAACCUUCGAUCACAUGAAGACUUCUUUAUCAAAUAUAGAUAAUUGUAAAUUGCUAGAGUUUGUUCUUUUCUAAGUUCCACUUCAAAACCAAAAAGAUUGGAAAAAAAUCUUAUGGAAAUUCAAAAAACUGUAAUCUCUUGUGUACAUGAGAAGAUGA
Tetrahymena thermophila SB210 is the source of this 1485-nucleotide messenger RNA. Its product is annotated as kinase domain protein. Gene Ontology annotation, cellular component: perinuclear region of cytoplasm; nucleus; cytosol. Gene Ontology annotation, biological process: activation of GTPase activity; nucleocytoplasmic transport. NCBI's taxonomy places the organism in Eukaryota, Ciliophora, Oligohymenophorea, Hymenostomatida, Tetrahymenidae. The record is from RefSeq and is a predicted model, not a curated record. The transcript has 17 exons. Gene Ontology annotation, molecular function: small GTPase binding; GTPase activator activity.